CAUCAUCAGUUGAGUCCAGUUGUGCCCGGUGGUCGCUUUGCAGUGCAGUGUCGUCUUAUUUUGUCCCUACUUCUACGAGAACCCUUUCUGGCUCGUGCUAAAAGAGACCGAAGAUUUCGAGGUUGUAGUAAUAUUCUUUGCAUGCGGUGACAUCUCAGUGAUUAAGUUCCCUAUUUUUGCCCGUGGCUGGCUCCCUGUCGCUGAACCAGUUAUAUGGAGCCUCCUUCACCUCUCAACAUGUCUGCCUACACACAGUUUGGAUACCCAUACCCCAGCCCAGCCUCACAGCUCCUAGUCAGUCAAGCGAGCGGGGGUACGACAGCGAGCAGUGGGGGCGGCUGUUGUGAAGGCGGACGUACGAUCAUGACAGACCCUGGCUCAGGUCAGCCCAUCUGCUCAUGCCAGUACGACAGACUCGCCCUGGGCUCGUACUCGAGGCUGGGUUCGGGUCUAGGCGCCUCUGGGGCGGUCUACGGGUCCACAUAUCCGUCAUCAGAACAGAGCCCGUAUCCCUCCAUCGGGGUCGAUUCUUCAGCGUUCUACAGCCCUCUCGUGAGUUGA
Hyalella azteca is the source of this 561-nucleotide messenger RNA. Its product is annotated as homeobox protein araucan. The record is from RefSeq and is a predicted model, not a curated record. The transcript has 2 exons. Bases 214 to 561 code for a protein of 115 amino acids. NCBI's taxonomy places the organism in Eukaryota, Metazoa, Arthropoda, Malacostraca, Amphipoda, Hyalellidae.